AUGGCGACUCCAUCUGAUCACGUGUUACUCCGUCCCUUCAAUGAUGUGACAAAAUGGGCCAAGUUUGCGCUUUCGCAGGCCAGUGGGCAAGACUACCAACAGACAUCACUUAACCAGUCGUCCCAAUCGCUAUUGAGAGAAGGAGAGCGAGCUUUACGACGCCUAGUACCUUUACUCGCGGUGUCUUCUCCUCAAUUAACUGAAUUCCUAAGAUAUCUGACUUUGCGUCAUGAAGAUGUUAUUUGUCAAGUUCGAUCGAUUGACAUUUUGCUCUAUGAUUUUGAGGAUUUCAUUGAGCCGCAGACCUUUGACAAGGCCAAGUUUGACGAGCUCCAAGCUGCGACGAAGGAAUUGGCUAUUACUCUGGUAGAAGAGAUCACACGGUUUACAACAAAGUCUGCUCUGGAGUCAUCACCGGCCCCCUCGAAAUUUCCGCCUCUUCCACCUCUUCCACAACUUACCAAUCCCUCCGACGUGGCCAGAUCGAGCUCUCAAAUGUCCACGCGGCCUGCGAGAUCGGGGUCUAGUCUUGGUACUCAUCAGCAACGACCGUCCUUCAUCGGUGGUUCGGAACAGCGCGAUAGAUCUCACUCUGGGGGACGUGCUUUGAGAAAUGCUGAUUAUUCUACGACACAGUCACCUAUUACGCCGAGCGGGCUCGCUUCACCAGUCUCCUUGCCUUUGUCAAGCAAAUACGCGACUCGAGAGCAAGACACCCAAACCUACCGCUAUAUCCAGGCUCACCGACGACAAGAGAGUGAUUCAGAUGCGGUUCUAAACAGUUUGCAGGGUAUUGAUAUUGGAGCGAUCACUCCUCCAAGCUCAGUUGCAUUAUCCCCCAAAUCAACAGGCUACCAGAACGCUAUCGAGCAAAACGCAAGAGGCUCCUUCGGUUAUAAUCAUCAGGAUACUCCUCCGCCAUCCGUAACUACUGAGCCAGUUUCGCAGCCGGAUUGGUCUACAGUCACUGACCAACAGUCAGCUGUUGUCUCAAGCCCUGUAUCUGUAACAGCCUCCCAAUACACUAGCGCAAAGCUUACAGAAUACCGGAAUUCUGGGUCCUACAUACCAUCUGCAGCGUUUCCUGAACAUCAACAAUUGUCCAUUAUCACCCAAGGCUUAGCGCCAUCCAUACGAUCAGACGGAAGCGGCGCGUCAGGUUCCAAAGCAGUAUCAACAUCUUCUAGCUCGAUGAGGAAGGAUUCUGUCUCUGUAAAAAGCGUGCACUCUCUACAGACCUAUGAGAUCGGAGCAGACAGCUCUUUAGCUCUACUGGGCGGACUAUGUAAAGGAGCUCGAGCUUUUGCUUCUGGAGGUCCCGGACAGGCCAUCAAAAGGGUCGGUGGCGGUUCAGACGGUGCUAUAAGACCCAGAGAGUAUUCUCAAGAAAUGUUAUUUGGGCAAAUGCUGGAUAAUCCAGCUGAGACGUUGACAGAACCAACUGCGCAGUGUCUUCAUUGUGAGUACAAGACUCCCUACUCGCAUUUGCGCCAGGACAUGGAUCAAGAUCCAUUGGCCAGCCAGCAAACGAGAGGGAUUCUUCACCGUCCUCGCUUCCUAUUUAAAUCUCAUAUUGCAGUCCGAAACGUCAACUCGGUGUACUUUGGCUGUCUCUUUUGUGACAAGACCAAGUCUACUCCCCAAGAAGACGACGCUACCGUUUUCCAGUCAAUCGAUCUCCUCUUUCGUCACAUUUCUCGGCAUACCCAUCCCUUGCCGCAUGUUCCGGGUGUGGAAGUAGUCUACGAACACAGCGAUAUAAACUCGCGAGGGCGCCAAGACUGCGAUUUAUAUUUCCCAAAUUCUACCAUGACUGCUCUGCAUGGUAUGUCCCGAACCAACGACUCAACCCGACUCACAUCGUUACCCGUCGCCCGGGCCUUGAAAGACCAUAUCAGACGAAGUAAUGAGAAGCCACAAGCAAGACCUGAUGCAACCUCAGAGGUUCUACAGUUCGUUUCAGGGGCGAGGAUAAUCGGCGUUGAGUUCCCGGAGAAGUGGGACGGGAAGUGGUGCCAAGGCUGGCACGACGGGAUAUUCGGAACAUUUCCAAGUAAAUUGAUCAGCCUGGAUAUGCCGCGGCAUGUCAAGAUCGCUUCCUUACCGAACACGCCACGGACGGGAGUAGCGAGGUGGAAGUUCGAGAAGCAAAGGCAGCCUGGCUGGCUGGCACUCAAGAAAGGCGACAUUGUCUAUAAUCUUGCUUGUAGGUUCUCCAUCAUUAAUAACUUCACCAAGGCUGGUUCUGACACUGACUCUAUCUACAGGGGAGGAUCCACAUGCAUGGUUCUGGAGUGGUUCAAAUUCCAAGAGAGAGUAUGGGAUAUUUCCUCGGUCUCAUAUCUUGAUAGAGUCUAUAAAGGACGGGUCGCUCGGUCAUGA
Molecule: messenger RNA, 2382 nt
Organism: Fusarium tjaetaba
Lineage: Eukaryota; Fungi; Ascomycota; Sordariomycetes; Hypocreales; Nectriaceae
Exons: 3
Coding region: 1-2382 (793 amino acids)
Molecular function (GO): protein binding
Source: RefSeq, a predicted model, not a curated record